GCGACUGAUUCUCCACUAUAUCGCCGGGACUAAUAGGGCAUCACCAGUGAAGAAUCUUCAUACAGUAACAAGAUCGGUUUGUCACACCGGAGGACUGGAGGAGGAAAUCCGGAUAGAAAGUCCAUAUUCUUCCCCGUGGGGGCGGGAGUGUAGAGUCGUAGAGAUGCAAAGUGGAGUGCAUGGGUGACCAGGAAAGAACAAUUACCCUCUCCUUCCCCCGAUCUCUGCCAACAGUAUCCCCAAGAUCAACCAUUUCUGGGAUUUCCAUACCGAUCUGCUGCUCAACAUGUCCCAGGAAGAAAGAGCAUCCUCCCAUGUGCGUCAACUGCUCCAGUCCCUUACGCUGGAGGAGAAAGUGGCCCUCCUGGCGGGCAAGAACAUGUGGGAAACCGUCAACAUCGACCGCCUACACAUCCCCAGUCUGAAGAUGACGGACGGACCAGCCGGUGCCCGGGGCUCCAAGUGGACCUACGGCUCCCUGACCACCUGGAUACCGUGCGGAAUCUCCCUGGCUGCUACCUUUGAUCCGGCGAUGCUAGAGCAAGUUGGAAGGGUGUUGGGCCAGGAGGCGCGCCGAAAGGGCUGCCAGGUACUGUUGGCACCCACCAUGAACUUAUCGCGCUCGCCCCUAGGUGGUCGAAAUUUCGAGAGUUACGGCGAAGAUCCCUAUUUGGUCGGAGUGACCGCCACGGCGAUGAUCCGAGGUAUUCAGGCACAGGGAGUGGGCGCGUGCAUGAAGCACUUUAUCUUGAACGAUACUGAGACGCGGCGAUUCAAUGUUGACCAAACCAUUGAUGAACGCACCUUACGCGAGGUCUACAUGAAGCCGUUUACGAUGGUUCUCGAUGACCCGGCUAGCACGCCUUGGACGGCCAUGGUUAGCUAUCCCAAGAUUAACGGCCUGCACGCCGACAUCAGCCCACAUAUUCUUCCUCGUCUACUCCGGCAAGAGCUGCAAUUUGAUCGUCUGGUCAUGAGCGACUGGGGAGGGCUGAAUAGUACAGCCGACAGCCUGCGCGCCACAACUGAUCUCGAAAUGCCGGGUCCAGCCGUCCGCCGCGGAGAACGCUUGCUGGCUGCCAUUCGAGCUGGGGAGGUCGAGGUGGCCGCGCAUGUCGACCCGAGUGUCCGCCGUUUCUUGCAGCUCCUGGAGUGCACAGGCCUGUUGGGAGACGCUACAGAGGCCACCGAACACUCCGAAGCUGCUACGGAUGAUCCCAUCUUUCACCGAAUCGCGCGCGAUGCAGCCCAGAGUGGGCUCGUCCUGCUCAAGAAUGACAAGGCCAUCCUGCCUCUCAAGCCGACCACGCUGCAGCGAGUCGCCAUCAUUGGGCCCAACGCUCGUCAGCCCACCGCGGGCGGUGCCGGCAGCGCCGCUGUCAACCCUUUUUACGUCUCGACUCCGGAAGCCUGCCUGCGCGAUGCCCUUCAUGCGGCCAACGCAGAGCUGCAGGUCUCCUACGAGCAGGGGAUCCCGAGCAGCCUGCGCCCGCCUUUACUGGGAAAGCUCUUGACUGUCCCCGACGGGUCCCGGAGCGGCUGGCAAGUUAGCUUCUUUGAAGGUCAUGCGCUGGAGGGUCCGGUGGUAGCGUCUAGUAUGUGGGACGACUCGCUCAUCUAUCUAUUUAGUGAUGGUGAUGUCCCGGCCGUGUUGGACGACCGGCCAUACUCCUACCGUGCCACCGGGGUGGUCACUCCGCAAGAGUCAGGUCGCUAUACCUGGAGCCUGGCAAAUACUGGGAAAGCCAAGCUCUUUGUUGAUGACGAGUUGUUAAUUGACAACACGGAGUGGACUGGUCUGACGGGCGGAUUUCUGGGCUGCUCUAGCGCAGAUAAGACAGCCAGCGUCUAUCUGGAAGCGGGCCGCGCCUACCAGCUGCGGGUGGACAACGUGGUCACGCUGCCAGUGGUAAAGGCAUUUGACAACACGCUAUUCCCGCGGAUCUCCGAAAUACGAGUUGGCCUGGCCUUGGAGCAGGACGAGCAGGAAAUGCUGGCGCAGGCCGUGGCGGCCGCCCGGCAGGCCGAUGUGGCGGUGGUGGUGGUGGGCCACAACAAGGAUUCGGAGGGCGAAGGAGGCGACCGCGCAACGAUGCAGCUUCCCGGUCGCACGGACGAGAUGGUCAGCGCUGUCUGUGCCGCUAAUCCCAACACCGUCGUGGUUGUGCAGUCGGCCAGCGCCGUGGCCAUGCCGUGGGUCGAUGCUGCCUCGGGGCUGGUGAUGGCUUGGUAUCAGGGGCAGGAAAAUGGGCAUGCAUUGGCAGCCGCUCUGCUCGGCGACUGCGACUUCAGCGGUCGACUCCCCAUUACCUUCCCUCGACGGCUCGAAGAACAUGGCUCCAACGCCUGGUUCCCGGGAGAGGCUGCGCAGGACCGCAACACCUUUGGGGAAGGGGUGCGUGUCGGGUAUCGCCAUUUCGAUGCCCAGGGGAUCCCUGCCCUCUGGCCCUUUGGCUUUGGUCUUUCGUAUACACGAUUCCAGCUGACCGACAUUCGGGUCUGCGGUCGCGUGGAGGGACGUUCCCGGGAGUCUCAGUUUGCGUUGAUCCAGGCGCGCGUCUGCAAUGUCGGAGGCCGCGACGGGCAAGAGGUGGUCCAGGUAUAUGUAGCGCCAUCAGCCCAGAUCCGGGAGGCUGGGGAAAUGAGCUUCCCCAAGACUCUGGCGGGCUUCUGUAAAAUUGCUGUACCAGCGGGAGUGUCGCGCGAAGUGUCGAUCCCCAUCCGGGGGUCGGAGCUGAGCUGGUACGAUGCUCGGGUGGCGCAGUGGCGAUUGGAUGCGGGCAAGUAUGCCUGCUGGGUUGGUCGAAGUAGUAGCCAGAUUGAUGCGGAAUUGGAGAUUGAGGUGGCAGAGGGAGAUGACAUAGACAUGGGACACUAG
Aspergillus piperis CBS 112811 is the source of this 2878-nucleotide messenger RNA. Its product is annotated as glycosyl hydrolase. Lineage: Eukaryota; Fungi; Ascomycota; Eurotiomycetes; Eurotiales; Aspergillaceae. The record is from RefSeq and is a predicted model, not a curated record. The transcript has a single exon. Bases 287 to 2878 code for a protein of 863 amino acids. Gene Ontology annotation, biological process: glucan catabolic process. Gene Ontology annotation, molecular function: beta-glucosidase activity.